Symsagittifera roscoffensis is the source of this 4190-nucleotide messenger RNA. RefSeq lists its product as uncharacterized. The transcript has 9 exons. Gene Ontology annotation, cellular component: nucleus. Gene Ontology annotation, molecular function: mRNA binding. NCBI's taxonomy places the organism in Eukaryota, Metazoa, Xenacoelomorpha, Acoela, Convolutidae. The coding region runs from base 330 to 3698 and encodes 1122 amino acids. The record is from RefSeq and is a predicted model, not a curated record.
AAAACUGCCCGCUAUUUUCAGUGUCGAAUGAGCUCGUAAAAUAUUGAUAUCAGUUAGUUCUGCCACUAAGGGCGCGUGGUUGUUCUCAAGACCAUCCUGAUACAGACACUCAUUGAUCAAAGUCGAACUUAUGAUUACCAAUUGGUUCAUCUGGCUUCUUUGGCAAUUCAGAAUAUGCGCCGUUACCAGUUUUGAGUCUCUCUCAGGUGUAAAAAGUGCAAUGACGACGCAUUUAAUUGGUUGCAAAUUCGCCACGCGGAAGAAUAUCGAUGAUUAAAUGCUCCCACUCAAUUUAUACGGCGUAGUCUUGGGAGGGACGAAACUAUCCUAUGUCCUCUGACAGCGGGUGUCCUCUAAGUGUGUCUGGGUCAGGCAGCUGGAGAGUCCAAUCCCCCUCCCCCUCACCCGCCCCCUCGUCCCCGAGAUCCUUCAGUGGGACAAACACCACACCACCUUCGCCUCACCACCACACCCCUCGUCAAAACCAGCAACAACAUUACAAUCCACGUGCAACGCCCAGUCGAGGGGGACCGGGCGCGGACUUCUUUCAAGAGGCAUUUGCUGCUACCCCUUCAGGUGUUUCUCCGCCCCAUCACCCCCAUUCGCAGCUGACUGGGAGAACCACUAGGAGCCUGGAAGAGAAUCACAACUCAGAGUCCACAUCACUUGGACAUGGGAAUGUGUGGCGGGAUGUUGCGGGCGAUUGUGGCGGAGGACCAGGUGUGGCUAUGGGGUCCAUUGGAAUGGGACUGAAAGGGGAGAGAUCUCCUCUUCCGAGGGUCGACGUAGAGAUGUAUGAAGACACCGACUUAGCAGACAUGCAAGAUAAGCAUACGAGCAGUAGCAGACUGUCGAGUCUUGACUCAGCCCCCGAUUUAUCAUCUCAAUCACAGCCAUCUGGCCAUCUACAUACUCAAUCGUUCUUCAAUAGCAGCCCAAUUUGCUCCAGCGGAGGACCCCCGACAUCCCCAUCAACUCUUGGGGCUGCAAGGUCGUCUUUUCAAAGUGGGGCAAGUAGUAGCAGGGGUGGAUCCGCUUUUGAUUUGGCUAGUGCGAUGUCAUCAUGCACUGAGCAACACUCCAAUAGCGGCGGUCCUAUGGGAGGUCUGUUCUCUGAUGAUGAGUGGACUGCUCCUAGCCAGGAUCUGCAAAGAAGACUGAUUGAGCAGAUGCAACUCCUUUUCAGUGACGAGAACCUAGUUAAAGAUGCGUUUCUGCGCAAACAUGUGCUCAAGAACAAGGACGGAUUCGUAAACCUCAAACUCAUCACUAGUUUUAAGCGUAUCAAGACACUCACAAAGGACUGGCGAACUCUGGCUUACAGCAUCCAGAAUCUUCGACCCGACUCGUUUUUGAUGAACCGAGAGCGGACCAAGGUUAAACGGACUCAUCCGUUGCCAGACUUCGAGGGCGGUCGUAGUAAUAGGACAGUGGUUGUAUUCAACCUGCCCCCACCUCCUUCGAUGGUCAGCAGCAUAGCCUCAGUGGGUCAGUUGUUCGCAUCGUGUGGAGAGAUGGCCAGCAUCCGGAUAUUGCGUCCCGACAAGCCUCUGCCCAGCGAAAUCAGGCGCCACAUACAGUCUUGCGAGGUCGCCUAUCAAGAAGACACAUGCACUGCCGUGAUUGAAUUCGAAAAUGGGGACAGUGUACACCGUGCAGUGGAGCAACAACAGCUGAUCAACCAGGCACUUAGAGAGACCAUGACGCCGGCACAUCCUCAGAACCAACAAGUCUCUCCAUCCGCCCAGGUUCCACCAGGACCAAUCGCAGAAUUGCUGGUACAAGAACUGGAUCAAACAAGGAAAACAUCUAGUCAUGCUUCCUCCCAAUCAGCAGGGGGCAAUGGGUCGAAGAGACGCAAGAGAAUUGAGGAAAAACGACAACUAUUUAUCAACUCCAGGUCAGCCGCCAUCACCGAAUCUCUAGCUGGGGGCUACACGCCUCCACAGCGACAUUCGCAUGCACAAGGCAAUCGAAUAAUUGGUGGGACAGGGGCUUCUAUCAAACUAGACGCGAGGAGCUGCAUCAGCAGGAGCUACACCUCAACUCCAGCGCCCGGUUCCAAUGUGGUAACUGCUUUGACGGAUCCUUUCUCAAAAAGUGCUGCAAAUUCACGUUGUGUGUCGCCGAGUGCAUUUGGGUUCUCUUCCAUCCAACAGCCUCCAUCUUCACCUUCAACUGCCACUUUCUGCAAAGUGGUCGGAGGUUUUGGUCAAUUGUCCCUUCCUCAGGAUCGCUCGGGUGCCCUGAGUCGCGGGGGCAGCAGCGAGUCUUUAUCAGGAUCCGAAUACAGCGCCCACAGCCGAGGCAGGACACCUUUCGCUCCGGGCUCUGAUCGGAUGUUGCGGGCACCGUCAGGUCAUUUCUUUUCAGCUAGUGGAACUCGUCAUAAUACAAAUACAACAGCAUGGAGGGCAGCGGAGGGAGAGAGGGAACGAGGAAGGUUGCAACAGAGUGGCAGUCAUUCUUCUCAUUUUCUUAGUCCACCUGGAAGUUCUUUCCAGAGCAUAUCUUGCUCCAGUCCCUCAGAAGGAGGCAGUAACGACCACCUGUCAGGUUGCUCCCGAAGUCAGACCUCAUUCAACGUCGUACCUACCCAACACCAACCCCACCAACAGACUAACCAUCCACACAACCCCCUUUCCCCUGGUGGGGGAAGGUGGCUCAGCCCUCACGAGGAGAAAGACAGUCGACAGAGCAUGGCUUUACAUUUGACCCCUGCAACACACCAACAGCAUGGACAGAGGAACAGUGGAAGGGGGAAGUUCGAGUACCCAAUACAUCACUGGAACGAAAUGGCCAAGCUAGAAGCUCCUUCUGCAAUCAGCGAAAGACGUUACAGUGACAUCCCAGUCCACCGAACAACCAGUGGGGAACAGGAGGCUAUUAUGAGACCCCUGCAUCACCACCAGAGCCACUCCGGGGAUCCCCUCAGGGGACAGACCGCGGAAGCCAUGGCACCCAGUCUGAUACCCUGGAAGAGAACAUCCUUCAGUCUAGAUCAGCAAUGUCUCUCAUCUGUGGGCGUAUCAGGAUCCCUGGGAAUGGGAAGCAGUGAUUCACAGCUUCUUCUUAGUUCACAUCAUUCGCAGUCGACAUCGCCCUCUCCCUCAUUUGCGUUUCUAGAUGAGGGUAAUAGUGAUAACAUGGGCGGUAUGGAUCCCUUCGUGCGUCUACCGUCGUUGCACUCACAUCCCUACUCGUGUGUUCCCUUCCCCUUCAUGUCACAUCUCCUAAGCCACGAAAACGUGGGAUCGGGUGCUGAUUUGGAGGCAAAUAGACAUCCGCAGCCGCCUCAGACAAUAUCUUUAUCUACACAGUGUAACGACGCCUACUCUAAGCAGGGUGUUGCUCCAAACUUAUCAGGCGGAGAGGGGCACUCACCCACCCCAACUAACAGUAAUGUACUGCCACACCCUUCUCACUCCCAGCGCCACCUGUCACUGGGAGGUCCCACUCCAAGUGUGAGCAUAGAAGCCUCAGGCACUGCUUUGGACACUUUCGGAAUGGGUUCCCUGGACUUGGGAGGUGCAAGUGCGAUGGUCACUCAAAAUAUCAACACAACAACAGCCAACAUACUAGAUACACAACUGCAGCCACCAUAUACACAACAGCAGCAAUAUACACAGCAUCAGCAAAAUACACGUUGGGGAACCGAGGUUACUAGAGAAGAAAAAGGUUGGGAUAAGUUGAACUGACCUAACUCAAACUUGCUUGGACAGGUGAACAUACAAUGAAUGGUGUUUUCUCGAGUAUGUAUCGAAGCUUGAGCCGAAUCUCGAAAAACCGAUGAUUGAUGAAACUUAAAUACUUCUAAUGAGUUACUUCUUAGCAAUAUUUUAAAUUAUUUGCUACGAUACUCGCGAGCACAGUCACUCAUAACGAUGGCGAACUAAAGUAACGAAGCUAGUCGUGUUUUUAUGAUGUAAGUGUUGUUGUUUAUCAUUCUGGAUGUAAGCUUUGUAAACCAUUCUACAUAAAAUCUUAGCCAUUACUUACUUGUUUUCAAGUAGCCAUCCGUGUUUUGUGUCUCAUCUCUAUUUUUUUCUGUCAGACGUGCAAUAUAGCUGCUGUGCAAUUAUGCUGCUAAUUUAGAUAGAUAACUUUUUCAUGGUUAGCUUGUUAAUUGUUGUAACUCCCCGAGAAAGCAAGGCUAUGAAGUAUGGAAUUUUUCAUUUAAUAAGUUUAUA